Messenger RNA from Drosophila innubila, 408 nucleotides. Its product is annotated as antifungal protein-like. Bases 13 to 294 code for a protein of 93 amino acids. The transcript is spliced from 3 exons. The record is from RefSeq and is a predicted model, not a curated record. NCBI's taxonomy places the organism in Eukaryota, Metazoa, Arthropoda, Insecta, Diptera, Drosophilidae.
CAACAAGUGAAAAUGAAAAUCUUCAUCGUCUUCUUCGCGUUGAUCGCCGUUGUUUUGGCCGGUGGGUAUGGUGCCCAGGACGGUGGACAUGGCCAGCAAGGAUAUGGUAACCAGCAAGGACGUGGUCAGCAAGGACAUGGUCAGCAAGGACAUGGUCAGCAAGGACAUGGUCAGCAAGGAUUCAACCAGGGCGGACAUGUCGGACAGGGUCAUCAAGGACAUGGUCAGCAAGGAUACAACCAGGGCGGACAUGGCAGUCAUGGUCAACAUGGCGGAAAAACUGGACGCUAUUAGACGCUAUUAUACUAAUGAAUAUGAGACGCCUUAACACUUAAUAUAAUAAUAUAUUCUUUCUGAAAUCUGAAUCUAAUAUUUGAAAAGUAAACUUUGUUCAUAUCCAGCAACAAA